AUGGCUCCCGGCUGGCUUGAAAAGUUCAUCGUCCGCGUAGACGCCACCCCGGACAAACGCCGCACCGAAGAGACACCUGCCCUGGAAAUCCACUACACCGCGCUCAAAGAUCAUCGCCGCGUCCUCGGCGUAAAGGGCGACACAAUACCGCGAUACGAAGUAAAACGGCAAGCAGUCCUCGCAGCCUGGGGAGACAAGUGCUAUGUCACAUCACCCUCGAAUGGAGGCCAAGAAGUGGCCCUGAUCGAUUUCCACACCCUGCCUGCCCAGACCGAGAUCCAAUUCUCGCAACGUGCGCUCAAGAUCGAUAUCAAAGAGAGCGAUGGGAAGUACGAGUCAGGCGAGCUGGGCAAUGUGCAUUGGAAGGCGACGGGUAUGAAGGCGUAUGGACGGGCGUCGUGGGAGCUGAGGAAUGAGGCGGAGAUGAUUUUGUCUGUCACGAUUGACGAUCAUCAAGUCAAUGGUGUGAUUUCUGUCUGGAAGAAGAAUAUUGGACAGGAGGCUGUCGAGGAAGUUGUCAUGGUUGGGCUUUCCAAGAUUGAGGAGUACAGGAGAAUGAUGCGGCAUGCCAAGACAUCUAGCAUUGGAGUUGCUGCCAAUGCGACGUGGUUGGCGGCGUAG
This is a messenger RNA of Colletotrichum abscissum, 621 nucleotides long. RefSeq lists its product as uncharacterized. The transcript has a single exon. Bases 1 to 621 code for a protein of 206 amino acids. Lineage: Eukaryota; Fungi; Ascomycota; Sordariomycetes; Glomerellales; Glomerellaceae. The record is from RefSeq and is a predicted model, not a curated record.